AUGGCAAACUUUCGGCUCUUCAUUUUUCGAACUAACGACAAGUUUAUGCAUGACAUUUCUCAUGUUGAUAUGCGCAAGGCCUGCAGUGUGAAGCUUGACUCUACAUUAAGAUUUGAAGGAGUGUCUGAUCUAAAUCUAAGCUAUAUGAGUUCUGCAUCGUGUGUUACAUCCACAAAAGAUCAUCUCCAGAGAAGCAGUAGGGAUGGCUUCACUCUCAUUAGAAUCGGCUUUAAUCGAUCUUCAGAAAGCUCCCAUCCGAAAUCUGUAGGUGACGUUGCUUGGCGAAGCAACUCUUCUGACAGGAAUCGUGCAAGAUCUGCUUUGUUUUCUGGCAAUGCAAAGACGUUUGACCAGAACUUUGGAAGAGAUCGUUUUGUGGUCAAAGAGCAUGUGAAAAUUCUAAAAUUUCACAGGUUUCCAACAAAUGAUGAAUCAAAGAAGAAAACCUGGACGGCUCUAAUCAACAAAGGAAGAGUUGGUUCUGUUCCCAGUGAUGGAAGUAGGAUUUGCUCGAAUCAUUUUUCUGAUGGAAAGCCUACAGCCAGAAACCCAAACCCUACUCUUUGGCUAACUGUACAGGACAAUCGACCAAACCAGAGUGUUGUUCGAAGGUCUUCACCAAGGAAAAGGGGGUUUCAAACAACGAUAGGUGGGGCAGCCUCGGCAUCUUCAGAGGAGCCGGAAAAUGCAGAUAAGCAAGAAUCCUCGAUUAUUCUCCCUGUUCCAAUGAAAUUUGAGCAGCUUAAUAGAGAAUUUGAUGUUCGCUUCUGCACUGGUUUGGAAAUUGUAGAAACAUUUAAGGCUAUUUUUGAUUAUCUGCACCCAAGAAGUAGAUUGAUGAAAUACUGGGAAGGCCCUAAAAGAGCAUUCCAAAAGCAGAAGUCUGAUGUUUACCAGCAGCGAGUGGAUCAGAUUCUGUCUUCAUCUGUGUAUGCAGAAGGCGAUAUACUGCCAAUAAACAGAAAGGGGCCAGAAAGGAAACUCUGUUUAGAACAGGAGUAUCUUUUAGUUUUGAUGCGGUUGAGGCUAGGCCUUUUUGUCAAAGACCUAGCGUUUAGAUUUCAAACAUCUACCACUCGAGUGUCCCAGAUCUGGAUCACCUGGAUAAAACUGCUGUCCAAAGAAUUAAGAAACUUAAUAAUCUGGCCAUCCAAAGGUCAAAUAAUUGCAACGUUGCCUGAUGCAUUCAAGCGCCUUUACCCCAAGGUUCGCACCAUAAUCGAUUGCACAGAGGUUUUUGUCGAGAACUCAAGCUCUCUUGAAGUUCAAGCCAUUUUGUGGAGUGAUUAUAAGCACCACUGCACAGUUAAAUUUUUAGUUGCAAUUACACCUAAUGGAGCAAUUUCAUGGGUAUCCCCAUGUUUUGGAGGUCGUACCACUGACCUAUAUAUUGUGCGGUAUUCAGGCUUUUUGGAUCUUCUUGAACCUUACGACACUGUGAUUGCUGACAGAGGAUUUAAGAUAAAGUCAGACUUACUAAUGAAAAGAUGUUUCCUUGCAAUACCACCUAGUGCUGCUAGAGGCACUCAGAUGACACAAUCCGAAAGAACAACUAAUCGAGUUGCAAAUGUUUGGAUAUUUGUUGAGAAAGCCAUUGCCAGGGUCAAGUGGUUCCAUAUUCUCAAACGUGAAAUGUCGCUUCUAGAAAUGCCAUUAGUAGAUGAUAUUGUUGUUACGUGUUGUGCUCUGGUAAAUCUAUUACCCCCACUAGUUGAAUAA
Rhopilema esculentum is the source of this 1719-nucleotide messenger RNA. NCBI's taxonomy places the organism in Eukaryota, Metazoa, Cnidaria, Scyphozoa, Rhizostomeae, Rhizostomatidae. The record is from RefSeq and is a predicted model, not a curated record.